Messenger RNA from Benincasa hispida (wax gourd), 795 nucleotides. The record is from RefSeq and is a predicted model, not a curated record. Lineage: Eukaryota; Viridiplantae; Streptophyta; Magnoliopsida; Cucurbitales; Cucurbitaceae.
AUCCUUCUCCUUUACUCACUCUCCAUAAACUCAAUUUCAUCUCACUUCCUCCUUAAAAUGGCUUCCAAAUUUUUUUCUUUAUCAACCAUUCUUAUCUUCUCUCUCCUCCUCUGCUCUGCCCUGGCCACCCCAUGCGACCAACCCAAAACCAAGCCGGCGCCGGCCGUGCCAAAAGGAAAACCCGCCAUCCCCAAAAUAAUCCGGCCGCCGGCGGCUUCUUCUCCAGCAGUACAAUCGAGUUACUGCCCAAAAGACACUGUGAAGUUCGGUGUUUGUACCGACAUUCUUGGAAUUGGGAGUGUAAUUGGAAGCCCUGUUUCGAACAAAUGUUGUGCUCUGCUUACUGGGCUGACGAAUGUUGAAGCUGCCGCUUGUCUCUGCACUGCCAUUAAAGCCAAUGUCCUUGGAAUUGACUUGGAUGUCCCUGUUUCACUCAGUUUGCUCAUCAGCUCUUGCAAGAAAACUGUUCCCACUGGCUUUCAGUGCAAAUGAUCAAAGUUUGGUUUUUGUUUUAUGAGUCUUCUUUGUUUUUGUUUUUGUUCAAGUUCUGUGGGUCAAUAAAUGGGCAAGAUUUUUUUUUUUGCCUUUUGGGUCAGAUUAGUCUCUUUUUUCUUUCCUCUGUUUUUUAUUUCACAAGUCAUUACUCUCUUGCAAGUGUUAAAUUAUUUAUAUGUGUGGUGAGAAGGAUACUACUAUCAAUUUCAUCCUAUGAUUUGUAAUAUUUUGUUUCAUUAGUCUUUGAUGGUAGCUUUAAAUGUUUAAUUUAAAUUGUACUCCCUUUCAGAUUUUUGUUUA